AUGCACAAACGGGACCUUGUUGCUGGUCUUCCCAGGGUGCUCCCUCCCCUUCCCGACUCGCCUGCUCCUCCCUGUAUUCCCUGUGUCGAGGGACGGCAGCGCGCCGCUCCUCACUCCUCCUCCUUUCCCCCGACGACUGCUCCCUUGCAGACGCUCCACAUGGACGUGUGGGGUCCAGCCCGCGUCCGUGGUCAGGGUCAAGAGAGGUACUUCCUGAUUGUUGUUGACGACUUCUCGCGCUACACCACGGUCUUCCCCUUGCGCGCCAAGGGUGACGUCCCUGAUGUCUUGAUCCCUUGGAUCCGCAGAUCUCGUCUCCAGCUCCGUGAGCGUUUCCGCUCCGACUUCCCUGUCCUGCGUCUGCACUCUGACAGAGGUGGGGAGUUUUCCUCUGGCCUAUUGGAGGCCUUCUGUCAGCAGGAGGGCAUUGAGCAGUCGUACACGCUUCCGGCCUCUCCACAGCAGAAUGGGGUUGCUGAGCGCCGCAUUGGUCUGGUCAUGGAGGUCGCUCGUACCUCCUUGAGCCAUGCGGCUGCCCCCCAUUUUCUGUGGCCGUUUGCAGUCCGAUACGCUGCGCAUCAGCUCAACCUCUGGCCCCGUGUCUCCUUGCCCGAGACUUCUCCGACACUGCGUUGGACGGGAGAGGCUGGCGAUGCGUCGCGUUUUCGGGUCUGGGGAUCCCGAGCUUUUGUCCGCGACACGUCCGCGGACAAGCUCUCCCGUCGCGCUGUCCCCUGCGUCUUCCUUGGCUUUGUCCCGGACGCCCCUGGCUGGCAGUUCUACCACCCCACCUCGCGUCGUGUCCUGGCCUCUCAGGACGUCACUUUUGACGAGUCCGUCCCCUACUACCGCCUCUUCCCCUACCGCACUGCCCCGCUCCCCCCCCCGCCUCUCUUCCUCGCUCCAGGUGCUGAGGUACCAGACCCCCUCCCCCCUCAGGGUGCCGCUCCCUCAGGUGUGUCCCAGGUAGACCCGGGUGAGCCUGUCGAGGUAGCUGUUGACUCUCGUCCUGCUAGGGGUGCUGAGCCUGGGGGUGCUGCGUCUGGGGGUGCUGAGCCUGGGGGUGCUGCGUCUGGGGGUGCUGAGCCUGGGAGUGCUGAGUCUGGGGGUGCGGAGCCUGGGGGUGUUGAGCCUGGAGGUGCGGAGCCUGGAGGUGCGGAGCCUGGAGGUGCUGAGCCUGGGGGUGCUGAGUCUGGGGGUGCUGAGCCUGAGCGUGCUACACCUGGAGGAGCCCUCUCCUCCCAGCAGCUGCAGGAGAGGUACCUCGAGUACUGCCGCCUCCGGAGAGGUGCUGCUGGAGCUCGUCCCGGUACUUCCCCUCCUACCCAGGAGCUCCCCCCCAUUCAGCAGAUCCGCGAGUGGUACACACGGCGCUGCAGUCUUCGGAGUGGUGCUCCUGGUGCUGCGGACCUUGGGGGUGGCGCUGCUGCUGGUGCUGAGGACCCGGACGUGGGAGCUGCUGCUGGUGCUGCGGACCCGCCUGGUGGAGCUGCUGCUGGUGCUGAGGACCCGGACGGUGGAGCUGCUGCUGGUGCUGAGGACUCGGACGGUGGAGCUGCUGCUGGAGCUGAGGACCCGAGCGGUGGCACUGCUGCUGUUGCUGAGGACCCGGGCGUUGGAGCUACUACUGGUGCUGAGGACCCGGCCGGUGGAGCUGCUGCUGGUGCUGUGGACCCGGACGCUGGAGCUCCUACUGGUACUGAGGACCCGGCCGCUGGAGUCUCUUCUGCUUCUGGAGACGCUGCGCGGCCGCGACCGUACUUCGUACCGCUCCUUCAGCAGGUUCUUGGGCAGGCUCCUCCUCCUUGUCCUCCUCCCUCCGUAGAGUGUCCUCCACCUGUCCAGCCGCAGUCACAGUUACCGUCUACCUCGCCUCUCCCUGCUCCCCCUCCUUACACUGGUCCCACAGGAGGUCUUACAGAGCGUCGUGAGCCUGAGUCUCGUCCUGCGUCGCCUGUUCGUCCUGCUCGCACUGGUAGUCGUGUCCGUCAUGAGCGUCCUCCUCCUGUCCCAAGCACUCACUACAUGACUCUGCGUCCCUCUACUGCUCCUCAGCGUGUCCCUCUACCGUCUCCUCCUGCGUCCUCUUUGCCUGCCGUUCCGGACCCUGAGUCUGACCGGUAUCGUGCUGAGCACCCUACUGUCACGCGUCUCCUUGCUACUGUUGUCACUGACCCUACCUUUGAGUCCUCGGCUGCGUCUGCUCUGGUCGCUGAGUUGGUUGACUUUGCUGCUGCCUGUCGUCUAGACUACGCUGCUAGCCUUGUUGCUGAGUCUGAGUCUGUCUGUCCUCCGUCCGUCGGGGGUGAGUGUGCUCUUGGCACGGACGUCCUUGAGGACAGACAGGAGGAGUUGCUUGCUGCUGCUUUGCCCCGUCUCGUGUCCUUGCUAGUUGCCCCUGAGGGAGACCCGGAUGCACCAGACAUCCCGACCCCGCGCACUUACGCUGAGGCGAUGGCGGGUCCCUACUCCUCUCAGUGGCAGACAGCCAUGGACGCCGAGAUGGCUUCCUGGAAGUCCACACGCACCUACGUCGACGAGGUUCCCCCUCCUGGGGCGAACAUCGUCAGUGGCAUGUGGAUUUUCAGGGUGAAGCGGCCGCCAGGUUCUCCGCCUGUCUUCAAGGCGCGUUACGUGGCUCGAGGCUUCAGUCAGCGAGAAGGAGUUGACUUCUUCCAGACCUUCUCCCCCACCCCGAAGAUGACUACUCUUCGGGUGCUGCUACACAUAGCCGCUCACCGCGACUACGAGCUUCACUCACUUGACUUCAGCACUGCUUUCUUGCAGGGCAGCCUGCACGAGGAGAUCUGGCUGCGCCGCCCACCUGGCUUCACUGGGUCGUUUCCUCCUGGUACCCAGUGGAGGCUUCAGCGGCCGGUCUACGGUCUCCGCCAGGCUCCGCGUGAGUGGCACGACACACUGAGGACUACACUUGCGGCUCUUGGGUUCGCGCCUUCUACAGCUGACCCGUCGCUGUUCCUGCGCACCGACACUUCGCUGCCGCCGUUCUACGUCCUCGUGUACGUCGAUGACUUGGUCUUUGCCACUGCUGACACUGCAGGACUCGCCUACGUGAAGUCGGAGCUGCAGAGGAGACACACGUGCACAGACCUGGGUGAGCUGACAAGCUAUCUUGGCUUGCGGAUCACCCGGGACAGAGCACGGCGCACCAUCACCCUGACUCAGUCACACAUGGUGCAGCAGGUUCUCCAGCGCUUCCGCUUCACGUACUCCUCGCCUCAGUCCACUCCUCUGCCUACCGGUCACUCGCUCUCAGCUCUGCCUUCGGAUGAGUCCGUAGAGCCGAGUGGCCCGUAUCCAGAGCUUGUGGGCUGCCUCAUGUACCUGAUGACCUGCACUCGACCUGACCUUGCAUACCCUCUUAGCAUCCUUGCACGCUAUGUCGCUCCUGGCCGUCACAGGAAGGAGCACAUGGAUGCCGCUAAGAGGGUGUUGCGCUACUUGUGCAGUACGUCGGGCAUGGGGCUUGUGCUUGGAGGGCGAGACCGAGUUGUUCUCACAGGGCACUCAGACGCUUCUUGGGCAGACGACCAGGCCACUCAGCGGUCGUCUCAGGGUUACACCUUCAGCCUUGGCUCUGGCUCAGUUUCUUGGCGCUCUACACGCUCUUCUUCUGUUCUCAGCUCCAGUUGCGAGGCUGAGAUCUACGCUACAGCCAUGGCUGCCCAGGAGCUACGCUGGCUGACCUACCUGCUGACCGACCUCGGAGAGCGGCCUCGUUCUCCUCCAGUACUGUACGUCGACAACAAGGCUGCCAUUGCCUUGUGUGAGGAGCACAGACUGGAGCACAGAACGAAGCACAUCGCCCUGCGGUACUUCCUUGCUCGUGAGCUACAGCAGCGCGGUCAGCUUUGUAUUCGCUACGUGGCCACUGAGGCCAACACUGCUGAUGUGUUCACCAAGGCACUUCAGCCUCGUGACCAUCAGCGCUUCUGCACUCUACUAGGCCUUGUGCCUACUGGACCUCACUUACUUACCUCUUGA
Molecule: messenger RNA, 4005 nt
Organism: Closterium sp. Yama58-4
Lineage: Eukaryota; Viridiplantae; Streptophyta; Zygnematophyceae; Desmidiales; Closteriaceae
Source: the annotation of a GenBank genome assembly